Neomonachus schauinslandi (Hawaiian monk seal) is the source of this 2977-nucleotide messenger RNA. RefSeq names its product solute carrier family 25 member 15 (gene SLC25A15). Gene Ontology annotation, molecular function: L-ornithine transmembrane transporter activity. The transcript has 6 exons. Lineage: Eukaryota; Metazoa; Chordata; Mammalia; Carnivora; Phocidae. The record is from RefSeq and is a predicted model, not a curated record. The coding region runs from base 2 to 907 and encodes 301 amino acids. Gene Ontology annotation, biological process: mitochondrial L-ornithine transmembrane transport.
CAUGAAGUCCAGUCCUGCUAUCCAAGCUGCCAUUGACCUCACAGCGGGAGCUGCAGGGGGCACAGCAUGUGUACUGACCGGGCAGCCCUUUGACACCUUGAAAGUGAAGAUGCAGACAUUCCCCGACCUAUACCGGGGCCUCACCGACUGCUGCCUGAAGACCUACUCCCAGGUGGGCUUCCGCGGCUUCUACAAGGGGACCAGCCCAGCACUGAUCGCCAACAUCGCCGAGAACUCUGUCCUCUUCAUGUGCUACGGCUUCUGCCAACAGGUGGUGCGGAAAGUGGUUGGACUGGAAAAGCAGGCCAGGCUGAGUGACCUGCAGAACGCGGCCGCGGGUUCCUUCGCCUCUGCCUUUGCUGCCCUGGUGCUCUGCCCCACCGAGCUUGUCAAGUGCCGGCUGCAGACCAUGUAUGAGAUGGAGUCAUCAGGAAAGAUAGCCAGAAGCCAAAACACCGUCUGGUCUGUGGUGAAGAGCGUCCUCAGGAAGGACGGCCCCUUGGGCUUCUACCACGGCCUCUCCAGCACCUUACUCCGAGAGGUGCCCGGCUAUUUCUUCUUCUUUGGCGGUUAUGAACUGAGCAGGUCGUUUUUUGCCUCAGGGAGAUCGAAGGAUGAACUAGGCCCUGUCCCUCUGAUGUUAAGCGGUGGAGUUGGUGGAAUCUGCCUCUGGCUUGCUGUUUACCCAGUGGAUUGCGUCAAAUCCAGAAUUCAAGUUCUUUCUAUGUCUGGAAAACAGGCAGGAUUUAUCGGAACCUUCAUAAGCAUUGUGAAAAAUGAAGGAAUAACGGCCUUAUAUUCUGGACUGAAACCUACUAUGAUUCGAGCAUUCCCUGCCAAUGGGGCGCUCUUUUUGGCCUAUGAAUAUAGCAGGAAGCUGAUGAUGAGCCAGUUUGAAGCCUAUUGAAGUGUCCUGGUGAACCGAGAUCCAAGUCUAGGCGUUUGACGACUACAGUUCAUCUCAGGGUUUCGUGGAGUACAAGACCAAUGUGGAAUUAUUUUGGUUUUGUAGGAAUUUUUUGUUUUGUUUGGUCUUCCCUUAUUCUACCCUAAAUCUUAAACUUUGUGGAAAGGGCCUCUAUUUUAUAUCCUAAAAUUUCUGCCCAUAUUUGUACUGAAGUAGAGAAGUUGCUGCUCUUGUCCUUGGUGGGACAUUAAGGGUGAGCUGCCGGCCCUGCGCACAGUCUGAAAGGCUAAAUAUAGUUUUGUCGGGGCUUUGGCAUAAACCUGUAUGUGUCCAUGCAGAUUGGGUGGUCACCUGUUGAAUUCUCAGAUCUCACCAGAAAACCUCAGAGGUAACCAUGUUUCAUGAAGCUGGCUAUGAACGAUUCCUUAUUCUAGAUGUAGGCUCUCUUUUAAAAUCUUAGUACCUGCACUACACUAAGUGGCUAAAGUUAAGUUUUUCUGUGGUGCUUGAAAACUAAAAUAUCCAUGUAGAUUUUGUAGAGGAGAACAUACCUGCAUACUGGUGUGGCUUCCACGUGAACGAUUUAAGUUAGGAGUAAGCCUCUUGGAUUUUCCCAAGAUGUUCUACUGUUAAAAUAGUGCCAUUCAUUUCCUUGGUGGGAUCGUCUUCUGCACCUGAUGCACUGUCAGGUGCAGUGGGAGUAGCACGCCCCUCACCUGCGCCAGCUUCCCUUCUCUCCCGAAGAACUCCCCCUCUGCUGGGCUUUAGCUUGAGGGAGAGGCUGAGGGGAGGGGGGCUCUGCUGCUGUGCUUUGUGAAGACCCGUGACUGACAACAGCCCUUAGCUGCUUCUGUCUCUGGGUCCUGGCCCGGGUGGGAUUCCAGAGUAUUUCUUUGGACCACUCACUUAUUGCCUCCACCGUUCAGAAACCCUUCCCGGGAGCAGAGUGCCAAAGCCAAGAGAAGCCCUUAUUCCCUGUCUGGUACCUGAAGGACAGUGCUCGUGGGCACAGUCCUCACUCUGCUGGAACUGGACAGAACCUAGUGCUUGUCCUCCACAGUGGGUGAUGUCGGGGCUGACCUUUAAGUUUAUCUUGGGAUCCAUGACUGCCAUGUUUCUUACAGUGUUGGAGCCUUUUACAUUUGGUACUGGCAGUCCCUGGCUUUUCAUGAUUGUAUAAAGGGGCAGACUUUAUAAAGUGAUGAAACAAGCAAAGUAAUUUUAUUAAGCUAUGCCAUAUGUAUGCACUAACCACCACCAUAAAACCCCAGGUCACCUGGUGUAAGAGGGUCCUUUCUUAUCCCCACUUAGGCAAGCCCCCUCCUUCCGUGCUGCUCCAAGACCAGCACGGGCUCUCUCAGAAACAGGUGUUCUUAAGCAGCCUGUUAGGCUAGAAGCGAGCAGGCUGACCCUGCUAAUGUCUGUCCCGUGUGCGUGUCUGUCCUUGUUGGCACACUGUAAGCCUUGCGUGAACCCUCCGGUUUCCUGAAGCUUUUUGUUCUCUGCAGAGCCUCUCUGCUAACUCUAGCCAUGCGCCAGAAGCAAGAGGGUCAGGGAAGCGAGCUGCUGACCCCCAGGGGCUGCUGCAGACAUUUGGGGAGGGGGGUGCUCGGGGUUGUGCCUCAGGGACUCCAGAGCAAUGGCUGGUCUGCCAUCUGCUUUUUCUUUGAAAGAAAAUCAUGUUUUCUACCUUUUCUCUCUGUUCUUAAAUGGUCAGUAGCUACUGAGUGGUGCUUCAUCUGGACAGGCCUGGACUGAAGCAAAAGAGAAAAUGGGGGCUGGCUUCCAGCAGGAAGUGAACUACUUCAGAAUCCAUGAGCCCAGUCGAGUUAGGCCCGUCGGCAGUGGACCUUCUCACACGUUGUCCUUUAAAGAUUUAACUGUCUGCAAUAGCAACAGUCCGAGGCAAGUAAAAGUAGGAGUAAGGAAUGAAACCUAAAUCAGGGGAGUUUUUUUUUUCAUUCUAUCUGCUUAAUUCGUGGUUUGGUAUUUGGACACAGUUGGUACCAUUUCAGCUCUGUACUCCAGACAAAAACAGUAACUUGAAAUCAUGUUUAAAGCAAUUGUGUU